AUGAGUCCAACCUACAGCGUGCACGACGGUUUGGUAAAGAGAAAUGUCUCAGACGCCUGGCAGGACGAGUUUCGGGCCGCCGUCGAGGCGGCGGGGGACUCGGUCGCACGAGCGUGCCCGUCUCUGGUGUCGCUCCUCGCGCGCGGUUCCGUCGCCAACGGCACCGCGGCGGCGGGAAUAUCCGAUCUUGACUUGUUUGGAUACGCGAUUGUGGACACGGACGGCCUCGACGACGAGGCCGCCGCGCGCACCGCCCGCGCUGUCGGCGAGGUCCUCACGCGACGCUGCGCGUCCGCAGCCGAAGCAGCGCUGUCGAGCGCCGUGGACGGCUCCUCGCGGGCGCUGACAAAGACCGAGCUGUUGAUCUUUGCCGUUCCGUCCACGUCGCGCACCGGAGCGGCGCUCAGGGCUCUGCGGCGGGGAGACGCGAUCACGGACGCACAGCGGGGGGAUCUGAUCGAACUGCCGAUGGCGUUCGAGCUCGCGACGCAGGCCAAAGUGGUUGCAGGAGUGGACCUUGGUCCACACAUGCCGGCCAAGGCACGCGCCGUGCCGCCGCCUGGCGAUCUGCACGCUCUCGCGGACGACGUCAGGGCUGCUCUCGACGCAGGCCACGAGGACGCGAUGUGCGGGCGCAAUGAGAGCGCGUGCCGCGCGCACAAGUGGGCUUUGAAGCGGGUCCUGCGUUGGUGGGGCCGCCGCGCCUGCUCCGAAGCGAGUCGCGCGGGCAAGGCAGCGCACUUCGCACGGGACCUCUUCCACUGCGCUCGCCUCGCGUCCGCGGCGUACCCCGCCCUCGAACGCACCCUGUGCGCGUGCCUGCUGUCGUACGUGGCCCUGCCGACGGAAGCGGCCGUUCCGCCCGACCCAGUCAUCAGGGACUUUGCUGCCGCACGCAGGGCGUGUCUCUCCGCGCUGUCGCACGCGGAACAGACCUCCGAUCGGCACUCGCCGGCCCACGCGACCAUCCCGUCGGGCAGCGCACGCACAGAGCACAUCGUGCUGCCGCCCCGGACGCUGUCAUCGCGGCUCCGGGCAGCGCACUUCGCGCUCACCACGAAGCUACGGGCGCAGGACGCCGAGUUCGGCGCGGGGUGGCGCGUGCACCCUCUUCAACCCGUACGCACCAACAUCUCAGGAAGUGUCGAGGAGAUCGCUUGGGGCGACGAGGCGUCGAUGGAGCGCGUGCGCGCCGCGAUCGCAACCUCGGACCCAGCCGACGGUGGGCGCGUGGACCCGCUGCACCCCGCCGCUGCUCCCGUGAUCCUGCGGGCGGCUGCGGCGUCGUGGCGGUGCGUGCACGCGUGGACCGAGGGCGGGCUGCUGGGCGUUUUUGGCGGCAAAAGCGCCGCUGCACGGGUCUCCCCUGGGCCGACCUUCAGGUUCAGCGAGCCCGCACUGGUCGCGAGGCUCAAACAUUUGUCGCGGGUGACGGAGGCGCCAUCGCUCGAGACGCGACUCCCGUUCACGGAGGCUAUGCUGCGUGUGGCUGCGGCGCCCUCGCCGGGACUCCCCCCCGUGGCUUACGGCGACGAAGAAUGCUGCUACGUGCAGGCAGUGCUCCCCGACCGCGCCCUCGCGGACAUCGACCUGGCCGCCGAGCCGUUCGCGACGCUGUCGGGCGGCACAAGCUGCGGCGUGCAGCAGCGCGUCUCGCAGGCGCCGCGGCUGUGGAUGAGCGGGGCUGGCACGGUGACGUCGCUGCACUACGACCGGUCCUUCUCGGCGCUCGUGCAGGUCCGCGGAACGAAGCGGCUGCUGUUUUUCCCCCCGCAAGCACUGGCAGACCUUGAACCGUACCCAGACGACCACAUACAGCGGCGGCGGUGCCGGUACGACCCCACGGAGACGUCCAAGGCGGCGGGGAGGGAUGUUGGGUGCUGGGAGGCGGUGCUCGGUCCUGGAGACGUCGUGAUGUUCGGUCCAUACUGGGCGCACUACACCGAGAGCGUGACGGCGAGCAUGAGCGUGACGUGCCGCUUCGACGGGCUGCCGAGGUGA
This is a messenger RNA of Pedinophyceae sp. YPF-701, 2001 nucleotides long. The record is from the annotation of a GenBank genome assembly. NCBI's taxonomy places the organism in Eukaryota, Viridiplantae, Chlorophyta, Pedinophyceae.